AUGACCACCAUAGGUUCCCUGAGAAGUCCAAGCUUUAUUGCGUUGCUGGUAGGAAUGGCUAUCCCACCACUAGUGCUCCACGAAAUGGGGUCCAGGUAUCCGAACAUGAUCUACCGAACAGAGGACGAGCGCAGCUUGCGCAAACUCCAAAAAGACCUCGAUAUGUUCAACGGCCGGCUUGCCACGCUCGAAAGCGUGGUGUCAGGCAAACCGAAGUUCCAUUAA
Ogataea parapolymorpha DL-1 is the source of this 225-nucleotide messenger RNA. RefSeq lists its product as uncharacterized. Bases 1 to 225 code for a protein of 74 amino acids. The transcript is spliced from 2 exons. NCBI's taxonomy places the organism in Eukaryota, Fungi, Ascomycota, Pichiomycetes, Pichiales, Pichiaceae. The record is from RefSeq and is a predicted model, not a curated record.